UAAUCUUAAACUUGAUGACGAAAAACUUAUUCCUAACCGAGCUCUACGAUCUGCAAUUCAGGAUUGGCUUCAGCAGCACCAACAGUUAUUCAUCGGACCUACCUUAGCUUGCCAUUUCUCCUUUACUAAAAACAGGCAUUGUUUGAAUUAUGUACAUCAUGGAUGUGAUUUGAGGGUUCUUAAGUAGAGAUGUUUUUUUUUAUCAUUAUAUUGUGUAGCAAUCAAAGGCAUAUCUUUGCUUGCAGGGUGUAGCAAUCAUGUGUAUGAUGACUUGUUCAACUUUGUGAAAAAAAAUAAAUUCAGUUUGCUCAUAAUAAUAAUCUCCCUGAACUUGGAUUGGGUAUAUGGAAGAAUCUAAUAGCUCAUAAAUUAAUAUGAUCAGAUUUAGUUUGUAAAACCAAUUUUGAUCCAUAAAACAAUUUCAGGUCGUUAGAAAUCAAGUGAAGAAAACGAGAAUUUUAUUUUUCAAGUUUCUUUCACAAUUCGGGUUUCAUGUAUUAACUUGCUUACCGUAGUUAUUAGUGCCGGAUCCAUAUAUUAAUUUCACCGUUUCACAUAUGAAGUAGAGUAUGCAGCUGGUGAUUGUGUUUUUGGGUGUAGUGAUGGCGGCUGGUUAGUGAGUUAGUCCAUAUAGUCCAGUCUAUAAUCUAUAUGCAUCAUAUCUCUGUAAUAUAAAUUACAUUUGUCAUUUUUACAUGAGAUUUGAUGACUGCUUCUGUCAACGGAGUCACUAUCCACUAAAUGCAUUAGACUAGAUCAAUGUAGUCCAGUUUAUUGUUGAAGUAGUACUAGUAUUCGUUGUAAUAAUCUCAACUGAUAUUUUAAUACUAUAAUUAAAUUCUAUGACUUUGGCAACUUAAUUGCUCAUCUAUUAAGUUUGUUUCAGUUGAAUUUUACUAAUUUCUUGUCUUCUAAUUAUGGAUAAUCAAAACAAGCUAUAUGUGGCAGUUGGGAAAGAAGAGGGUGAGGAUAGAAAAUCAGUUCUAAACUGGGCUUUAAAGUUUUGGAAUGGGGAGACCAUUUGCGUUUUUCAUGUUCAUGUGCCUACCCAAAAGACUCGCCAACAAACAAGAUACGGUUUUCGAUCUCCUUUAAAGACAGUCAGAGAAGUGGAGGUCAAUCAAGAGUUGGAAAGACUAAAGGUCAAAGAAAUGUUGGAUGAUUCUCUUAAUAUGUUUGCGCUUAAGAAGGUUCCGGCUGAAAAAAUAGUUAUUGAGAAGGAGUCUGUAACUGAUGGGAUUUUGGAACUCAUAUCUCAAUUAGGGAUACAGAAACUGGUUAUGGGUGCAGGAGCCAACAGCAGAUUUUUGAGGAUAAAACCAAAACCCACCUCAGAAAAGUCUAAUGAAGUCCUUAAUAAGGCUCCUGAUUUCUGUCACAUCUGGUUUGUAUACAAAAGUCGUCUAAUAUAUACGAGGGAAGCCAUGAGGCAACUGAAUCAGCAUCUGGAAGAAAAUCAGUUGAACAGACUGAGUUAUUUAGAACAAUAUAUCGAUUUACCAUCAGCUGAAUCAUCACCGUUGUCUCAAAACAUGUACAUGAUUCGUCACCUGCUACUGGAUAAAGGAUUCAAAUAUUUUGUGUGGAAACAGCAAAAUAUCAUAGACAAUGAUUCAUAUGAUCAACUUCAGCAACCCUUAGCACAAGCUGAAAAAGUAAGACAAGAAGAAGCUUGUGAAGAUUCGGAGAGACGGCAGAAAGCUGAGAGCGAGGCCAUGAAGGCAAUUCACAAGUUGAAAGCUUCUGAUGAAAAGCUAAAUAAGAUGAAGGGGAAAAUAAACGAUCUACAGCUCAAGAUACAUAAAGGUUUAAAGGUGCUUUACCAAGCAGCAGCAGAUGGUGAGUUCUUAUCACUUGAAAUUGAGGAUGAGGAAGAAGAAGAAGAGAAAAUGUUCUUCGCGGAAAUUUUGCAGAAGAAAAAGAAGUUAUGUGAUAAAGUGCUAAUGGAUUAUGAUGAUACUCUUGAUGUAUACCUAUCUGCGGAUGAUGAUUCUGCUGAAGUAGUUCAAGUGUUGGAGGAACAAGUUUCUCAGGAGCCAUCUAGUUCAAAUGUUCCUAUGUUUUCCUGUGAAUCCUCCCAGUUAGAUAUCAGAGAAGCUACUAUGUUCUUUGAUCCAUCAUUGAUAAUUCAUGAAGGAGACAAUGGCAUUGUAUACAAAGGUUGCCUGCAUAACACUGAAGUCGCGAUAAAGAUACUUAAACCUGAUAGCGUGCAGGGUAAUGCAGAGUUCAAACAUGAGGUUGAUGUAUUAAGCAAGUUGCGCCAUCCAAACCUGGUGAGUCUCAUUGGUGCAUGCCAUGACUCCUUGGCUCUCAUCUAUCAGUAUCUUCCCAAUGGAAAUCUUGAAGACCGACUGAAUUGCAAAGACAGCACUCCGCCGUUACCAUGGCAAACAAGAAUUCGGAUAGCCAUUGAAUUGUGCUCAGUCCUUGACUUCCUGCAUUCAAUUCAACCUUGCAGCAUUAUACACAGUGAUUUAAAACCAAAAAAUAUACUUCUUGAUGCCAAUUUCAGCUGCAAGCUCAGUGGGUUCAGUUUCUGCCAUAUUAUCUCUAACAACAAGCAGACUCUCACAACUGAUGAAUUGAUGGGAACUUCUUACAUAGACCCUGAGUCUCUAGAUGAUGGACUUCUUUCCCUUAAAUCUGAUGUAUAUUGUUUCGGAAUUAUAUUGCUGCGCUUAUUAACUGGAAGACCUGCCCUGAAUAUAGUGAAAGAGGUUCAACAUGCUCUGGAGAAUGAUUAUCUCCAUAGUAUUUUAGAUCCUGCUGCUGGUGACUGGCCGGUUGUACGAGCACAACAACUUGCUCAUAUGGCUUUGAAAAGCUGUGACAUAAAAGCAAAAGACCAUCCAAACCUUGGUUCGGAGAUUUGGAGAGUGCUUAAACCAGUGAUAACUUCAACUGAGAGCUUUUCUAGUCCUAUGCAGCCUGUCAGUGGAGACCAAAUACCAUCCUAUUUCAUUUGUCCCAUUUUUCAGGAUAUAAUGCGGGAUCCACAUUUUGCUGCUGAUGGAUUUACAUAUGAAGCAGAUGCUGUUAGAGGGUGGUUUGAGAGUGGUCGUAAUACUUCACCAAUGACUAAUUUAAGACUCGAUAACCAUAAUCUUACUCCUAACCGUGCUCUGCGAUCUGCAAUUCAGGAGUGGCUGCUACAGCACCAUCUUGUUUAGGUUCUCUCAUUCAUGUCUACCCAACAUAGUUUGUUUAUGAUGUUUUGUACAGUAUUGACGGGUUAUAUGUGCAUUCUUUUUUAGGAAAUUGUUCACUACAUUGUAUAGUAAUUGAAGGCAUAUAUAUUUUUAAGGCAAGUAAAAGAAAUAUAUAUUGUAUAGUAAUUGAAGGCAUAUAUUUUUUUAGGAAAUCCUACCUAAUGUAUAGUAAUUGGUGGCUUAUUUGCUUCCUGUAACAAUUCAUUUGU
Chenopodium quinoa (quinoa) is the source of this 3421-nucleotide messenger RNA. RefSeq names its product U-box domain-containing protein 33-like. Gene Ontology annotation, molecular function: ATP binding; protein kinase activity; ubiquitin-protein transferase activity. The transcript has 10 exons. The record is from RefSeq and is a predicted model, not a curated record. Gene Ontology annotation, biological process: protein phosphorylation; protein ubiquitination. NCBI's taxonomy places the organism in Eukaryota, Viridiplantae, Streptophyta, Magnoliopsida, Caryophyllales, Amaranthaceae. Bases 918 to 3173 code for a protein of 751 amino acids.